UCAAAGUAAUAACGUGAGUUCAGUGUUUAUUUAUUUUUUGGGAAUAAAAAUUUGUAAGAACUGAUCAUUGUUAAACUAGGUACUAAAGACCUAUAUGACCCAAGCCGUCUUUAAUUAUAUUAAAAUGACUUAAAGUGAUAGUGUGCUGUAUAUUAUCUAUCAAAGAUGUCGAACCAGGUAGCUGCAUUUGUAGCGGGUUUAAAAUCCCGAAAUGUGGAUGUUCAAACGAAAACGGCAAGAGAAUUGUAUCACUUUGCUAAAACUGAGCUGCGUGAAGUUCCACAGGAAGAGCUUACUCAGUUUCUCGAUGAAUUUAAUCACCAAAUAUUUGAAAUGGUUUCUAGCAAUGAUGUUCAUGAGAAAAAAGGAGGUGUACUGGCGAUAGUAUGUCUCAUUGGAGGUGACUGUGAUACUACAAAGACUAGAAUCACUAGAUUUGCUAAUUACUUACGAAAUCUCCUACCGUCAUCCGAUGCAGGAGUAAUGGAAUUAGCGGCUAAAACAGUCGGGCGUCUGGCAACCGUCUCCGGGGUCAAAAGAGCUGAAUAUGUAGAAUUUGAAGUAAAAAGGGCAUUUGAAUGGCUUUCUGAAGAAAGAAACGAAGGCAGGCGUCAUUCAGCUGUUUUGCUAUUAAAAGAACUUGCUAUUGCUAUGCCAACAUAUUUCUAUCAACAAGUUUCUGGGUUCUUUGACCAUAUUCUUGUUGCGUUGAAAGAUCCUAAACAGCAAAUAAGGGAAGCAGCUGCCAAAGCUUUACGAGCUGGUUUCGUAGUGACAGCUCAGCGAGAAACUGCAAAGCAGUCUACAGCAAAACCACAAUGGUAUAUGCAGUGUUAUGAAGAAGCAAUGCUGUCCUUUGAAGAUGUUCCAAUAAAAGAAAAGGGUAUUACUAAAGAGGAUCGGGUUCACGGAGGGCUCUUAAUCUUGAAUGAAUUGUUAAGAUGUUCUAAUGCAAUUUGGGAGAAAAAAUAUUCACACUUAAUGAGAAGCAUUGAUACUCAAAAAGAUAUAAUAGUAUCGGAUGAUAUUAUUUUUAUUAGCACUAAGCUCCACAGUCCUUCAGUAAAGAGAGGCUACUUGUGUGAUGGAUUUAAAACAGAAAAUGUGCAAUAUCCAGUUCCUAUAUAUGAAUCUGAAGUAUGUAAAAAACUUUUGUCUGAGAAAAUUGAAAGGAUUUGCCAUGAUGUGAUGGCCCAAAGGUUGUUGAAGCUGCAAGGAGUGCCACAAAUACUUCUUGUUAUAAUCCCAAGAUUAGCUGCAUUCAAUAAAGAAUUAUUCUUGAAGAAAUAUCUUAAUUCAACUAUGCAUUACUUAUUAACUUCAAUAAGGAGUAGGGAGAAAGACAAAAACAUGGCAUUUACAACACUUGGCCUUAUGGCAGCAGCUUUAGAGGGUGAUAUAAGAACUUUUAUACCAAGAAUUAUGGAUGUUAUAAAGCAAGCAUUGCCCGUCAGAGAUAGUCAAACAAAGAAAAGGAUAUGGGUCGAUCCAUCUAUAUUUGCCUGUAUAACAUUGCUAAGUAGUGCUGUAAAAGAUCUUGUUGUAAGAGACAUUAAAGAAAUACUUGAUGCUAUGUUUGCAACUGGUUUGAGCCCAUCUUUAACAAUAUGCAUGAAGGAGUUGAGUGAAAAUUUACCCUCACUUAGAGCAGAAAUAUCAGAAGGCCUUUUGAAUAUGCUCUCUUUAGUUCUUAGGAAUAAACACUUUUUACAUCCAGGAGUGCCUAGGAGUUUAGAACAGCAGAUGAGUAAUAUAACCCUUGCAAUAGAACCACAGGACACGGCAAGCAUUGUUUUAGCACUGAGGACAUUAGGAACUUUUCAUUUUGAAGGGCAACACAGUUUGCUCAUGUUUGUCCGUAGAUGUGCAGAUCACUUCUUACAGAGUGAUCAACAGGAAAUAAGGGUUGAAGCUGUGAAAACAUCAGCAAAACUUUUAGCAGAUGCUGCAAUAAGGACAAUGAAAACUCCUUCAAAGACACUCACCAUGUUAACAGCAGAAGUUGUUGGCAAAAUGCUAAUUGUUUCCGUAACUGAUCCUGAUUACGAAGUGAGAUACUGGGUACUUGAAUCUCUAACACAAAUUUUCGAUACACAUUUAGCGCAAAUAGAAAAUCUUAGCUUUCUGUUUAUUGCUAUGAAUGACGAGCAUUUAGAAAUACGAGAAUUAGCAAUUUGUACCAUUGGAAGAUUGAGUACAGUUAAUCCCGCAUAUGUAAUGCCUGGUUUAAGAAAGACAUUAAUACAGUUUUUGACAGAACUAGAACAUUCGGGAAUGAGUCGGAAUAAAGAGCAAGCUGCUAGAAUGCUUGAUAAUCUUAUUUUGCAUGCUCCUAAACUCGUGAAACCUUACAUGGAGACAAUUUUAAAUGUUCUGGUACCAAAAUUGAAAGAACCUGAUGUUAACCCAGGUGUUGUCAUCAGUGUUCUUAAGGCAGUAGGAGAUUUAGCUGAUGUUCAUGGUGAUAACAGUGGCCUUAGGAAAUGCCUUCCAGAACUUCUUACAAUCCUUCUUGACUUACUUUCCGACGCAACUGCGACAGAAAAGCGUAGCGUGGCUCUAUGGGCAUUUGGACAACUAAUUAGCGCAACAGGAUAUGUUGUUACUCCAUAUACAGACUAUCCAAAUUUAAUGGAUGUGCUUCUAAAUUUUCUGAAAACUGAACAGCAACCGAAAGACAGACGUGAAACAAUUCGAGUAUUGGGUUUACUGGGCGCGUUGGAUCCUUAUAAACAUAAAUUAACAAAGAGUAGAAAGGAUGGGCAACCUAACUCAAGCUUAGUCCCAGUGGCUGAUAGUAAAGCUGAAGAAAACAAUUUUGACAUAACUUCAAGUGAAAUGUUGGUAUUGAUGCCAACACCAGUAUUGGACGAAUACUACCCAGCAAUUGUCAUUUCGACUCUCAUGCGUAUAUUACGCGACCCUACGCUUCAACAACACCAUACAAGUGUUGUUCAGGCAGUUACAUUUAUUUUCCAAUCCCUUGGUAUUAAAUGUGUUCCAUAUAUUUCCCGAGUUACUCCUAGUCUCCUAUAUGUCGCUCGCGCUACGGAUAACAUUGCUUUCCGUGAGUUCCUAUUUACACAGCUCGCCAAGUUAAUCGCUAUCGUCAAACAACACAUUCGAAAUUAUUUGGACAAAAUAUUUGAUCUUAUUAAAGAAUUCUGGACUCCCAACAGUCCUUUGCAGCCCACAUUAAUAUUACUCGUAGAACAUAUUGCAAUCGCACUUGGCUCAGAAUUCAAAGUAUACUUACCGCAAUUAAUGCCGCAGAUACUUCGCGUUUUGGCGCAUGAUACUAGCAAGGAUAGGGUUGUGACUGAAAAGUUGUUGUAUGCAUUACAAAAAUUCGAAGAUAACUUAGAUGACUACAUGCAUUUAGUAAUUCCUUCCAUUGUAAAGUUAUUUGAUGCAACUGACUGUCCUAUUCCUGUUGCGAAAGUCGCAAUGGAAACGGUUGACUAUUUGUCUGAUUCAUUAAACUAUAGCGAACUAGUAUCAAGAAUAAUUCAUCCCCUCGUUCGUAGUUUGGACACUUGCUAUGCUUUGCGCACAACAGCUAUGGAUACCUUGUGCGCUUUAAUCGUUCAAUUAGGUCGAAAAUUCACCGACUUCAUACCUCUUGUACAAAAGGUAUUGGUAAAGCAUAGGAUCCAACAUCAAAAUUAUGAACUAUUGCUAUCUAAGCUACAAACAACGCCAAUGCUAACUUUGGAAGAAUUUCUUCAAAGUACCAGAAGAAAACCGAGAAAUAAUAAUCAAGAGGCUCGUAUUGUAGCAUGUGACACAUCGCAAUCGAUUCGAAAGCUUUACGUGAACGCGCAAAGUCUUAAAGUGGCGUGGACGGUCAGCAGUCGCGUAUCCAAAGACGAUUGGUUGGAAUGGCUCAGACGUUUUAGUAUCGGUCUGCUAACAGAAUCACACAGCCCAGCAUUAAGAGCAUGCCUUGCACUUGCGCACAAUUAUUCCCAACUUUUGCGGGAUUUGUUUAACGCGGCCUUCGUGUCGUGUUGGACAGAACUGGAUAGUCGGUCACGCACAGAACUAUCGAAUGCUUUAGAGCAAGCGCUAACUGCUCCUGAUGCUCCGGAAUUAGCGCACACUGUUCUGAACUUAGCAGAAUUUAUGGAACAUUGUGAAGGUGGUGCCCUACCUAUAUCCACACAUUUACUUGGCGAAAGAGCAAUGCAUUGCAGAGCGUAUGCCAAGGCUUUACAUUAUAAAGAAGAAGAAUUCCGCAAUGGUGCAACUUCUCAAGUUGUAGAGGCUUUGAUACAUAUUAAUAACAAACUGCAGCAAAAAGAAGCUGCUGAAGGAUUACUCGAAAGAGUUAUGACACAAAGAGAAGCAGGCGAUACAAGCUUAAAAGUGCAGAUUCGAUGGUAUGAAAAAUUGCACAACUGGGAAAAGGCACUAAACCUAUAUGGAGAAAAACUUAGCAAUGAAACGGACAAUAUUGAUGCUUGCCUUGGAGAACUUCGAUGUUUCGAAGCGUUAGGCGAAUGGACGAAAUUGUACAACACUGUCUCAAUGUGGUGGCCGCAAAUGACUGACGAAGAAAAAUUCAAAGCGGCGAGAUUGGCGGCCGCUGCUUCUUGGGGUCUCAAUGAAUGGGAUUCUAUGUCUAAUUAUGUCAACUUCUUACCCGAAAACACUCAAGACGGAGCGUUCUAUAGAGCCGUUCUUAACAUACACAAUGGAGAUUAUAAUGUAUCAAAAUUAUACAUCGAUCAAGCACGCACAUUGCUUGAUUCAGAAUUAACGGCCGUCGCUGGUGAGAGUUACCAAAGAGCGUACGGAGCAUUAGUUAAUGCUCAGCUACUAGCGGAGUUGGAAGAAGUUAUAACAUACAAAUUAGUUCAAGAGCGAAGAGAAUCGAUUAGGCAAGCUUGGUGGACAAGGCUACAAGGUGGUCAACGGCUGGUCGAAGAUUGGAGUAAGAUUCUACAAGUUCGUGGUUUAGUUUUAACGCCGCAAGAGGACAUGGCCACUUGGUUGAAAUUCGCAUCACUUUGCAGGAAGAGUGGCGCACCGCGACAAGCUCACAAAACGCUAGUGAUGCUCUUAGGAAUAGAUCCCAGUGAAAAUCGAGACAAACCGCUGCCAUCCCACGAACCGAGGCUAACACUCGCAUAUGCAAAACAUUUGUGGGUGGCUGGUGAUAAGCAGCUAGCGUAUGAUCAAUUACAGCGUUAUGUUGACAAUGUGGAUAAUGGUGAUGCGGAACAUUGCAGAUUACUUGCUCGUUGUCACCUAAAGUUAGGCUCUUGGUGCGAGUCGUUGUCGGGAAUUAAUAGACAAUCUAUUAAAACGAUCCUGCGCAAUUACUCGGCUGCUACAGAACUUUCCUCCGAUUGGUACAAAGCUUGGCACGCUUGGGCAUAUAUGAAUUUCGAAACUGUACUAUUUUACAAGCACCAAGAAGGAGAUAAUCCUCCAACUUCUGUAGAUGUGAAAGCUUCAACUGAAUACAUACAAAUGUACACAGUGCCCGCCGUAGAAGGUUUUUUCAAGUCGAUCAAUUUAUCGCAUGGUAGUUCUCUCCAAGACACUCUGAGAUUGUUAACUUUGUGGUUUGAUUAUGGCCACCAUCCGGCAGUACACGAGGCGCUCGUUGAAGGAAUAAGAACUAUCGAAAUUAACGUUUGGCUUCAAGUCAUUCCACAAUUGAUAGCUAGAAUUGAUAUACCCAGAGCUUUGGUGGGAAAGCUUAUCCAUUCUCUUCUCAUUGACAUUGGCAAGUCGCAUCCCCAAGCGCUUGUUUAUCCGCUAACCGUCGCGUCGAAAUCCUCAUUUGUUGAUCGUAAAAACGCUGCGAAUCAAAUUUUGAAAUCAAUGUGUACACAUUCAAUUAAUUUGGUCAAUCAAGCAGCGAUGAUAUCGGAGGAACUUAUCAGAGUUGCUAUUUUGUGGCAUGAACAGUGGCAUGAGGCUUUGGAAGAAGCGUCUAGACUGUACUUUAGUGAGCACGAUGUAAAGGCAAUGUUCAAGACGUUGGAACCUUUGCAUGCGAUGUUAGAGCGCGGGCCGCAAACUUUGAAGGAAAUAUCGUUCAGCACCGCGUAUGGAAGGGAUCUGAAUGAAGCUCAAGAAUGGUGCAAUAGAUUCAAGGAGUCCGGUCAAGUCCGCGACCUGAACCAAGCAUGGGACCUGUACUACCACGUGUUCCGCCGCAUCAGCCGGCAGCUGCCGCAGCUCACGUCUCUCGAGCUGCAGUACGUCAGCCCAAGGCUGCUGGGCUGCAGAGACUUGGAGUUGGCUGUACCGGGGUCGUAUGUGCCAGAUAGAGAUUUAAUACGCAUUGCGCAUAUACAGAGCAGCUUGCAGGUCAUCACAUCAAAACAGCGGCCGCGUCGUCUAUGCAUACGCGGUUCGAAUGGCAAGGAUUACAUGUUCCUGCUCAAGGGACACGAGGACCUGAGACAGGACGAGCGAGUGAUGCAACUGUUCGGUCUCGUCAAUACUCUCCUACAAGCUGACCCAGAUACUUUCAGACGAGAUUUGGCCAUACAGAGAUACGCUGUUAUACCUCUGUCCACUAAUUCAGGGUUAAUAGGCUGGGUACCCCAUUGUGAUACACUGCACUCCCUGAUUAGAGAUUACAGGGAUAAGAGGAAGAUUCUGCUGAAUAUUGAACACAGGAUCAUGCAGAGGAUGGCUUCGGAUCUCGAGAAAUUAAUGCUGAUGCAAAAGGUGGAAGUAUUCGAACACGCAUUAGAGCACACAGCAGGGGACGAUCUCGCUAAACUAUUAUGGCUAAAGAGUCCCUCUUCAGAAGUGUGGUUCGAGCGCAGAACGAACUACACGCGGUCUCUAGCGGUCAUGUCCAUGGUGGGGUACAUACUGGGGCUCGGGGACAGACAUCCGUCGAAUAUAAUGCUGGAUAGAAAGACUGGGAAGUUCCUGCAUAUUGACUUUGGGGACUGCUUUGAAGUGGCCGUCACAAGGGAUAAGUUCCCCGAGAAGAUUCCGUUCAGAUUGACCAGGAUGCUCAUUAAUGCUAUGGAGGUAACGGGCAUCGAAGGUACCUACAGACGAACAUGCGAAUCGGUGAUGGAAGUGUUGCACCGACACAAGGACAGUGUCAUGGCGGUGCUAGAAGCGUUCGUAUACGAUCCCCUCCUCAACUGGAGGCUCAUAGAUGCCGGGAGAAGGUCCAGGAAUGAUGCUGAUCCAUCAUCAGCUGAAGGUGCAUCCCCACAACCAAGUAGGAGUCGAGCUGCUCUAGGAUUCAACGAAACCAUAGACCAGCCAGCGGAAACUAACCUCAACAAGCGAGCGUUGGCCAUAGUGAAUAGAGUUCGAGACAAACUCACAGGAAGGGACUUCCCGCAUAUAGACGAUAAUUGCGUUUCCGUUCAGAAACAAGUUGAUCUGCUGAUACAGCAAGCGACGAGUAACGAGAAUCUCUGUCAGUGCUAUGUGGGCUGGUGUCCGUUUUGGUAGAUUGAGCCUUAUGUACGGACGGAUAAGGCUCAAUAUUCGGUGCUUAAAUUUUGCAUUUAGCUACUGCGUUUGUCUUGAACUGAUACGACUUAAAUGGAAUCAUUGUAUGCAGCUUUCAGCUUAUAAUAUUGUUAUAUUUAUAAUGAACAUCCGUAUAAAUCAAAUUCACACAUUCACAAUUUUGUAACAUUUAUGUCGUAUCAUUUUAAGGCACUGCGUUAAAAUAUAUAGGAAAUAUUUUCUAAUAUUUUUAGAUUUGGAGUAAAUUUAGCAAAGAAAUAAACUAAAAAAUUUUUGGGAAACUAAGUUAAAGUACUAUUAAUGAAUAGUAAUUUAACUCUAAAGAUAAACAUGCCUAGUCGAUUAAGGUUUGUGUUAGUGUAGAUUUAUAUUGUUUUGCACUUCGGAUUUAUAAUUAGACAGCAAAAAUAUAUUCUUCUGAAUUUAUUGUAAAUUGACAUAUAUUUUGGAAAAUUAUAGCGUGAUAGUAUGUAUAAUAUAUUUUGUAUGUAUGUAUAAUAUGUUUUUCGUAGGCACUUAAAAAGUAAUCACGUAAACUAAAAACAUAAUGACUCUAUGAUAUCUCUCCCGUCUCUUAUGUAAUAACCCUAUAUUUAUCUCGUUUUUAAAUCACACUUCUUUUCAACCCGCAACCUUUUCGAAAACUUACUUUUUGAUUUUAACAAAAUAACAUUCAGACUGCUCAAAUAUAUGAAUGCAAAAUCCCAUGCUCUAGAUAUAAGAACGUUGCCGUUUUGUUGUAUAGGAAACACUCCUACUUAACUAUUAACAAAUAUAACUUCUCCUUAAAUACUAAUCUGACAUUUUCAAUUAAUUUGACGAUAUACCCACAGGAAGUGGAGAUUCGCCGUUUUGGCAUUAGUUCCUCGCAGUACCUAGUCAGACAAUUAUUUCGAAAAUAGAAAUAAAAAUUGCUCUUAUUUCCUAUUGUGAUAGCGUAACAAGUACUCUAUUUAUAUUUAAUGGAAAAAUACACGCCUCUUGUUAAAAUGAGCGUGUGCGUCGAGCGCACGUGUCAGAAGUGAAACUUCUUUGGCAAGAUUCGAAAAUACGAAAAUCGUCGCCUUACUCGUGACUCGCCUGACGUGUCGGUAUUACUAUGACGCGACCUUGAAAUUUUACUCUCAACGCCCCUAAAGAAGUUUCACUUCAAAAAUCCUAUACAUAUAAAUAGUAUGUAAUAGAAAUGUAAUUGUAAGAUAUGGAAUAUGGGAUACUUACUCAUCGUACAAGCAGUCAAAUUAUUUUCUUU
Messenger RNA from Colias croceus (clouded yellow), 8719 nucleotides. It is a transcript of the gene mTor, whose product is annotated as serine/threonine-protein kinase mTOR. Gene Ontology annotation, molecular function: protein-containing complex binding; protein binding; protein serine/threonine kinase activity. The coding region runs from base 166 to 7446 and encodes 2426 amino acids. Gene Ontology annotation, cellular component: TORC2 complex; nucleus; TORC1 complex. The record is from RefSeq and is a predicted model, not a curated record. Gene Ontology annotation, biological process: protein phosphorylation; negative regulation of macroautophagy; TOR signaling. NCBI's taxonomy places the organism in Eukaryota, Metazoa, Arthropoda, Insecta, Lepidoptera, Pieridae. The transcript has 11 exons.